UAAAAGGGAAAUCAGUUACAUUUUGGAAGUCACAGCGAAAAGAUGCUUUUCCUACCACUGUUGUGUUUUGCUUUCUUACAAGUGCAGAAUGCCACUGCAUUAUUUGAUUUUCUCUUGGGAAGACAGAAAAUCUGCGUCUGUCGCUGUGGCAUACAAAGACCAGUUACUCAGAGCUGGCUGAGUCGCGACUCGGUGUCUCCGAACCAGUACCCUUGGUUAGCGGCGGUGGAGGUUGGCUCAAGAUACAUUAGCGGGGUCUUAUUGUCUGACUCACAUAUCGUGACCGCUGCGUCUCCUUUGUAUGGAGUAUCAAGCAGUGAGGUGACCGUGACUCUCGGCAGUCGCGAUCGCUGUGGCUACGGCGAUGACACCAGCAGCCACGGUGCCGACUCAAUCCUCAUCCACCCCAGCUACUCAACGACCACCAGCGACAACGACAUAGCGCUGAUCAAGCUGAGGAACAAGGUCUCCUUCACUAACCUCAUCUCUCCUGUUUGUUUGCCUAUUAUUGGAUCAGACAGAUCAGGAAAAGUGGCUUCAGUUGCCUCAUGGGGCAACUAUUCGAGUGGCUCCAGCUGCUUGCCGAAGGUGGCGUCUUUGCCGUUAUUGUCGUCAGAUACCUGCCUCACCAGCUCCAUCAAUGUCUCCAUGGUGACGUCAGACAAAGGCUGUUUGGGACCCGCUGGCACUACAAGUGUUAUAUGCAGCGAUGACGUCGGCGCUCCAGUGAUGACGCAAUUGCUGAAGAAUGGAGCAUUUCGUCUGGUUGGGAUCAUAUCUUCUGCGUCCUGUGAGCAGGAGACCACUCCUCUGUAUACCAGCAUAAGUUCCCAUGCCGCCUGGAUCCGCCAGCAGAUUCGUUCGGAUUGCCAGUGUUUCUAAUUUUGAAAAUUAUUUUGAAAAUUAAAAGUCAAAAACGGAGCAUCUGAUUGUUGUACUAAAUAGUUUUUCAUUCAAAUAUAAUUUAUUUGUUUCUAUCAUGAUAUUAAAAGGCACAAUGACAGACGAUUUUC
This is a messenger RNA of Ostrinia furnacalis (Asian corn borer), 1013 nucleotides long. Its product is annotated as chymotrypsinogen A-like. Bases 43 to 882 code for a protein of 279 amino acids. The transcript has 6 exons. Gene Ontology annotation, molecular function: serine-type endopeptidase activity. Lineage: Eukaryota; Metazoa; Arthropoda; Insecta; Lepidoptera; Crambidae. Gene Ontology annotation, biological process: proteolysis. The record is from RefSeq and is a predicted model, not a curated record.